UGAAAUAAAGUUUAAUUGUCUAUGGAAGACCGAUUUAACUUUUAUUUUUUCUUCGGUGGUUUAAAAAUUUAAAAAAAUGCAAAAAUAUUAAUUAAUGUGUAAAAAAAGGAAAGCAUUUCAAAAUGUUUCUCAGAACCUGGAGGCCGCUUAGAGUUUCGUACAAUUAUUGUAAAUAUCUAUCUUCCCAGAGGCCGGACACUUCGUUUAGCGACGCAGUUGUAUUGAGCGAUACUUGUGUACAAAAGUUAAAACAGCUGUGUGACGGUAAUGUUUUUUUAAGACUAUGUGUGGAGAGUGGAGGCUGUUCAGGAUUCCAGUACAAGUUUGAUUUGGAUGACAAAUUGGCGGACGAUGAUAAAAUAUUUGAGAAAGAUGGCGUACGGGUUGUGGUUGAUGAGACUUCUCUAGAAUACAUUAAAGGCUCAACAAUAGAUUACCACACAGAAUUGAUCCGGUCAGCUUUUAGAGUGGUACAGAAUCCAAAUGCAGACCUUGGUUGUUCUUGCGGUGCUAGCUUUUCCAUAAAAAUUGAUUAGUUUUUCAUAUUAAGUAGACAAUUAUAAUCUUUAUUACUUAGAUAUGUUUGUAAAAAGUUAGGAGUUUAAUAAAUAAUUAUGGGUCCCUUAUACUAGUCA
Bicyclus anynana (squinting bush brown) is the source of this 635-nucleotide messenger RNA. Its product is annotated as iron-sulfur cluster assembly 2 homolog, mitochondrial. Gene Ontology annotation, molecular function: 2 iron, 2 sulfur cluster binding; 4 iron, 4 sulfur cluster binding; iron ion binding. Gene Ontology annotation, cellular component: mitochondrion. The transcript has 2 exons. Lineage: Eukaryota; Metazoa; Arthropoda; Insecta; Lepidoptera; Nymphalidae. The record is from RefSeq and is a predicted model, not a curated record. Bases 123 to 536 code for a protein of 137 amino acids. Gene Ontology annotation, biological process: iron-sulfur cluster assembly.